This is a messenger RNA of Hordeum vulgare subsp. vulgare (domesticated barley), 1149 nucleotides long. RefSeq lists its product as uncharacterized. The transcript has 8 exons. Lineage: Eukaryota; Viridiplantae; Streptophyta; Magnoliopsida; Poales; Poaceae. Bases 8 to 922 code for a protein of 304 amino acids. The record is from RefSeq and is a predicted model, not a curated record.
AGGCGAAAUGGCAUCCACUGCUGACCUGCGUUGUGUGUGUGUGUGCGCGCGCAGCUCCUGCUCUGUCUUCCUUCCGUUCAGCGUCGAGGUACAUGUGCAUGCCAUUGCAGGCACUGCCCAACCUCAACCUGUGAAGAUGGAAUCCUACGCCAACGGAGCCAAAUUUGACUGCCUGCUGUUUGACAUGGAUGACACCAUCUACCCACUGAGCUUGGGAAUCAACUUAGCAUGCCGCAAGAACAUCCAAGACUACAUGCUGGACAAACUUCAGAUCGAGGAGAGCCUGGUCCCCAAGAUGUGCCUAGAUUUGUACAGGGAAUACGGAACUACAAUGGCCGGUCUGAAACUUAUGGGCUACGAUUUCGACUACGAUGAAUUCCACGCCAGCGUGCACGGAAAACUGCCGUACGAGAAGCUGAAGCCGGACCCUGUCCUGAGGAGCCUGCUGAUUUCGAUGCCACAGAGGAAAAUCAUAUUCACCAACUCCGACGAGGCUCACGCGGCGACCGUCCUGGAGAAGAUGGGGCUGGAGGGAUGCUUCGAGGGGAUCAUAUGCUUCGAGACCCUGAACCCCAAGAAUCCAGGAGGCACGGGCGCCGGCGGCGACGGCUCCGGCAAGAGGGUCCUCUGCAAGCCGUCCCUCGAGUCCAUGCAAGCCGUGGUGGAGAUCGCCAAGCUCGACCCCAAGAAGACAGUGUUCUUCGACGACAGCCCGCGCAACAUCGCCUCGGGAAAAUCGGCAGGCUUCCAUACCGUCAUCGUAGGGAGCUCGGCGCUCGUGCCCGGGGCGGACGUGGCGCUGGAGAGCAUCCACAACAUCAGGGAGGCGCUGCCGGAGCUCUGGGAGGCGGGCGGCGACCACGUCGAGGCCGCCGUCGGCAUCCGGUCCGCCGCCGUCGCGGAGACCACCGUGCUCGCGUGAGCCGCCGCCACGUGAUCAAUACGCUUCGUCCGCCUUGAUGACUAUAUUAACCCUCAUAUGCUGUGGUGUGCUCGACGAUAUGGAUCCACGAUCCAUGGUGAUGACUGAUGAAUGCGUAGGUGUUAUGUACAGGCCUACUACUUGUGUGCUGAUGGUGUGAUCGGAAAUUCGGAAUACCGUAAUACAGUAAUAAGCACCGUAAAUCCGUUAAGAUUUACUAUUUUGUA